This is a messenger RNA of Nematolebias whitei (Rio pearlfish), 3881 nucleotides long. It is a transcript of the gene gabbr1a, whose product is annotated as gamma-aminobutyric acid (GABA) B receptor, 1a. Bases 294 to 3287 code for a protein of 997 amino acids. Gene Ontology annotation, cellular component: membrane; G protein-coupled receptor heterodimeric complex. Gene Ontology annotation, biological process: G protein-coupled receptor signaling pathway; gamma-aminobutyric acid signaling pathway. Gene Ontology annotation, molecular function: G protein-coupled GABA receptor activity. The record is from RefSeq and is a predicted model, not a curated record. The transcript is spliced from 24 exons. Lineage: Eukaryota; Metazoa; Chordata; Actinopteri; Cyprinodontiformes; Rivulidae.
CAGCUCCAGAUUGUAGAGGAGGAGGAGGAGGUGAAGAGCAGCUUCGACGUUCCUCGGCUUGUCUCUUAGUUUGGUGGAUUUCUCCUCUCCACGCUGGGGGUUCGGUUCUGAACGGUUCUGUUGGUCGGGGUUCGUGUUUGCGCAUUUGUUCCGUCUGAAGGCGGAACGAACCGAGCCCGAGGAGAAUCGGUGCAGAGAUGCGUCUCCGCUAAAUCCUCCAGCCGGGCUUUCCUUCUCCCCCCUGCAGGGAGGGGGCUCAUCCUGCCGGAGCGCUCCGGACCCACAAUCCAGAAAUGUCUCGGCUCUUGUCUCUGGUUGUCCUCUGCUGUCUCACGUCUCUCGUCCAGCCCAUCCAUAAUUCAUCAGAUGGAGGCUGUGCCAUCAUCCGGCCACCGAGGGACGGGGGUAUCCGCUACAGAGGCCUGACCCAGGAACAGAUCCGCAGUGUGCAGAUCCUGCCGGUGGACUACGAGAUUGAAUACAUCUGCAGGGGGAACCGGGUCAUCGUGGGACCGAAGGUCAGGAAGUGUUUACCUGACGGCACGUGGACGGACAUGACACAGCAGAGCCGAUGCUUGCUGCUGUGCCCGCGGGUCUGGACCUCUCUGGAGAAUGGCAGGGUGGCGGCGAGGCCUCUUGGGCCGCCGGUGGAAGGGACGGUCCUCCAUUACACCUGCAACGCCGGCUUCAUCCUGGAGGGGAGAAACAUCAGCCACUGCACCAAGCUGGGGAAGUGGGACGCCCCCAAACCCACCUGCCUCUAUGACAGAAACUACACAGGGAAGAAGAAGCUGUACAUCGGAGCUCUGUUCCCCAUGAGCGGGGGCUGGCCGGGGGGGCAGGCGUGCCUGCCCUCGGCCCAGAUGGCCCUGGACCUGGUCAACAACCGGACCGACAUCCUGCCGGACUACGAGCUGGAGCUGAUCUACUACGACAGCAUGUGCGAUCCAGGAGAAGCCACCAAGCUGCUGUACGACCUUCUCUACACCGAGCCCAUCAAGAUCGUCCUGAUGCCCGGCUGCAGCAGCGUCUCCACGCUGGUGGCCGAAGCUGCUCGCAUGUGGAACCUCAUAGUGCUGUCUUACGGUUCCAGCUCACCAGCCCUGUCCAACCGCCAACGUUUCCCCACCUUCUUCCGCACCCACCCGUCCGCCACCCUCCACAACCCCACCAGGGUGAAGCUCUUCCAGAAGUGGAAGUGGACACGCAUCGCCACCAUCCAGCAGACCACAGAAGUUUUCACUUCGACUCUGGACGAUCUGGAGCAGAGGGUGAAGGAGGCGGGCAUCGAGAUCAGCGUUCGUCAGAGCUUCCUCACCGACCCGGCUGUCGCUGUCAAGAAUCUCAAGCGUCAGGAUGCCAGGAUCAUCGUGGGGCUCUUUUAUGAGACCGAAGCCAGGAAGGUGUUCUGUGAGGUGUUUAAGGAGAAACUGUACGGGAAGAAGUAUGUCUGGUUCCUGAUUGGCUGGUACGCAGACAACUGGUUCAAGAUCAAAGACCCGGCCAUCAACUGCACGGUGGAGAACAUGACCGAGGCCGUGGAGGGACACGUGACCACCGAGAUCGUCAUGCUGAACCCCGAGACGACCCGCGGCGUCUCCAACCUGACGUCGCAGGAGUUCCUGGGGUCGCUGACGUCCCGUCUGGGAGGGAAGAACCCGGAGGAGACCGGUGGGUUCCAGGAGGCCCCCCUUGCCUAUGAUGCAAUCUGGGCUCUGGCCCUGGCCCUGAAUAAGACUGUGGCCCCGCUGAAGGCCAAGGGCCGCCGACUGGAGGAUUUCAACUACAACAACCACGACAUCACCGCCGAGAUUUACAGAGCACUCAACACCAGCCUGUUUGAGGGGGUUUCGGGCCAGGUGGUGUUUGACGCUCAGGGUUCCAGGAUGGCGAGGACCCUCAUCGAGCAACUGCAAGGUGGUGUGUAUAAGAAGAUCGGUUACUAUGACAGCUCCCAGAACAACCUCACCUGGAACGACAGCGAUGUUUGGAUCGACAACAAGCCUCCGGCCGAUCGGACCGUGGUCAUUGACGAGUACCGGUACCUGUCCCAGAAGCUGUUUGCAGCCGUCUCUGUGUUUGCCGGACUCGGCAUCCUGCUUGGCAUCGUCUGCCUGACCUUCAACAUCUACAAUGGAAACGUGCGCUACAUCCAGAACUCUCAGCCGUACCUGAACAACAUGACAGCGGUGGGCUGCAUGAUGGCGCUGGCUGCGGUCUUCCCGCUGGGGAUCGAUGGUCACCACGUCAAGAAGCCUCAGUUCCCCGUCGUCUGCCAGUUCCGCCUGUGGCUCCUCGGUCUCGGCUUCAGCUUGGCAUACGGCAGCAUGUUCACCAAGAUCUGGUGGGUCCACACCCUCUUCACCAAGAAGGACGAGAAGAAGGAGAGGAAGAAGCAACCUUUGGAGCCAUGGAAACUCUACGCAACAGUUGGAGUGCUGCUGGCCAUCGACUUCCUGUCACUCAUGAUCUGGCAGAUCGUGGAUCCUCUGCACAUUACAGUCGAGAAGUUCACCAAGGAGGCUCCGAAAGGAGAUCUGGACGUCCUGAUUCAGCCUCUGCUGGAGCACUGCAGCUCGGAGAAGAUGAACACGUGGCUCGGCGUGGUUUACGGCUACAAGGGUCUGCUGCUGCUGCUGGGCAUUUUUCUGGCUUACGAGACGAAAUCUGUCUCCACCGAGAAGAUCAAUGACCAUCGAGCCGUGGGGAUGGCCAUUUACAACGUAGCUGUGUUGUGCCUGAUCACGGCUCCGGUCACGAUGAUCCUGUCUUCGCAGCAGGACGCCUCCUUCGCGUUUGCCUCCCUGGCGGUCGUCUUCUCUGCCUACAUCACCCUUGUGGUGCUCUUCGUUCCCAAGAUGCGGCGCCUCAUCACCCGCGGCGAGUGGCAGUCGGAGCAACAGGACACCCUGAAGACCGGGUCGUCCACCAACAACAACGACGAGGAGAAGUCGAGGCAGCUGGAGCGAGAGAACAGAGAGCUGCAGAAGAUCAUCCAGGAGAAAGAAGAAAGGGUGUCGGCACUCCGCAACCAGCUUGCUGAGCGUCAGGCUUUACGCAAUCGUCGUCUGCCCACUGCUGGCCAGAAUCAGAACCACAACGCCCCGCCACCUUCAUCCCAGCAAGACCCCAAGUCCCUGCUGCCCCCGCCGGGCUACCCGAACCCCACCACGGACAAUCACUCCCUGCCUCCUUCCUUCUCCAACUCCUCCAGCCUGUAUCCAGCCGACAGCAAGAUGAGCCGCAACCACUGUCACAACAGCCAGAUCCCCCUGCUCUACAAAUAAGUUCCAGGUGGGGGGGUCUGGAUGGGAUGGGGCGAGGGGCGGGGGGGUCACAGUGCACAAACAGGGAGACACAAAACACAAAAAGACACUGUGACUUUCACUUGUUUGAUGUGAUGACACUGUCUGAAAUACAGCUCAAGAGAUUCUCACAUCUGGGGGGUGGGGGCUUACGCAGGAACCCCCCCCCCCACCCCCACCCCCUCCCCACAGUUUUCAUCUGACGGCCCAAAUCCUCAAACUGAGUGGAGACAGCACAACAAGAAGCACAUCUCAGAGCAAUGGUACGGCCGGACUCUGAAAGGACCGAUCGUCUCGUUCUCGUUUGUUUCCUGGUUCCGUCGUGGAGACAAAGAUCUUUAAACGUCGUGUUCUUGUUUUUGCGAUCGUCGUCUCCACGUUUUGUCGCUCAAGUUCGUUGAUGAGAUUUUCUCAAACCAGUGGUGGUUUUUAUCGUUCCGUAAAAUUUGUCACGUUGUUCUUUUAGUCACUGACCUGUCAGGAGAACGGCGGACUCGGAACAGGACAAAACAAAUGUACAGUUUUUGUUUUCUUUACAUCUAAACUGAUGUCCGGACUCUGAACAUGUGACUUAUC